Prorocentrum cordatum is the source of this 1186-nucleotide messenger RNA. The record is from the annotation of a GenBank genome assembly. NCBI's taxonomy places the organism in Eukaryota, Dinophyceae, Prorocentrales, Prorocentraceae.
UCAAGUGGGCUCGGAGGCGCGCCGCGCGAGCCCGCGCGGCGCGCCUCCGAGCCGUCCAUGGGGAAGAAGGCCCCCGACUCUGGCAGGCAGGAGGACAAGCCUGCGGAGGAACCCACGCCGCAGAAGGCGGCCUCGGCGGCGGAGACCAAGAACAGUGCGAAGAAAAUGGCGAAGGCAGACGAGGAGCUCUCUACGAGUGCUCUGUCCAGGAUGCUGCAGCAGCGACGGCGGCGGCCAAUAUUCUUCGUCGUCCACUUUGUCGUUUGCGCCUGGCUGCUAUUCGUCUCUGGCUAUAGCGCUUGCGACGUGAAGACCUCCAAGAGGGAGGACUGCGGUUAUGGCGGCAUCAGCACCGGCGAGUGUUUGUCGAUAGCAUGCUUUAUAAAAGAUGGGGCUAAAUUUGAGAAGUCGGUCAAGUUAGAAAAAGGCGCAGGCCUCGGCUUGAGCGUCGCUGAGAACACGGACUCUAGCGAGCUGACGGUCACGGCGGUCACGGGCGCGGCGGCUGAAGAAAACCUUGGUGGAAACCGUAUCAUCGUUGGAGACGGCAUCACGAAGGUGGGAAAGGAGACGAAGCUCAAGAUGAUGAAAAAGGCUCUGACGGAGACGGGACAGGCGCAGACUCUGAGAAUUAAGCGGUCAAAGUUGCCUUCGUAUCUGAGGUGGAUCAGCUUAGGUGGCAAGUACACGAGUUAUAUAGAAUUGGCGUUGGCUUCUCGAUGGUCCCGAUCAUUCUCUUACAUUGGCGGUUGCGGCUUUGUGUGUUGGGCGCUUUCUGGAUAUCCGCCAACCUCACUGCCAUUGUACUACUUUGGCUUGUCUGGAGCCACAUCUUUCGCGUUGCACAGGUGUUGCUACGAUGAUCAGGUCGAAGGUGGCAUUCCCCACUGCUACAAGGGCAAGUCUUUGAAUGUUGAGGAUGCUGUCGUUGAGGCUUGGACUAAGACCAACAAAACUGUGACCAAAUUGUACAAGGACGUCGCAAAGGACCCAGUGAAAUACUUCAAGGCAUUCAUUCCAAAGUUUUGAGAUGUGGUAUACCUGGUGCUGGUUGGCAGUGGCAGAAGACACGGAGGCCAGCGCCGUGUCCCCAUGGUUCGCUGAACAGCUUGUCUGCGAGGGUCAUGUAUAUGCGACUCACGGAGGGAGGUGGGGGGAAAACCCCCUCCCCCUCCUUCCUCCCCCC